This is a messenger RNA of Brienomyrus brachyistius, 3717 nucleotides long. RefSeq names its product transmembrane 7 superfamily member 3 (gene tm7sf3). Lineage: Eukaryota; Metazoa; Chordata; Actinopteri; Osteoglossiformes; Mormyridae. The coding region runs from base 1175 to 2869 and encodes 564 amino acids. The transcript has 12 exons. The record is from RefSeq and is a predicted model, not a curated record.
UAACCUGUCAGCCAUUUUUUGCACCGGAAAUGACUUCUCUUCUGAUCGCCAGGAAACCAAUAAAAAUGGAGUACCGAAAACCAUAGAUAUAAAACCGGAAGUAUUACGAGUGUAGACGUACGAACAGCACGUAGAACAUGUUCUAUGUAUCGACCGAUUUACUUAAUUUUGUUGUUUAGUCGUACUUUGUUUAAAAUAUAGAUUGAUAUAUAUAGAAGGUGUUGUCAUUCUGGGGCCUUCAUGUACAGACCUGAACCCAGGUUUCAUACUCAGGACUCAAGACUAAGGUCUUGUAUGUGUUUGUCCAAGCCAUUCAAUUCUAUUUAAUACAUUUGAUUUCAUAAGCUGCUGGAUAAUGCAGUGUAGCGUUCUGUCAGUCUGUUUUGCUAUUUUAUCACUGUAAAUAUUUCCUUGCAGAGGUCUGGGUGCUCCUACUGCUAUUUAUAAAUAGGGAGAUUCGUUUGAACAGGCCGGCACUUUGUAUUUAAGCGCCUGUGUGUAAUCAGUUAGGUACUCUGGUACACACAAAGUUUAACAAAGGAAGUGUAUCAAAUUUUGUGAUGGUCGUCGCUGAGAAAUAAACGUGGAUGAUGUAGCCGUUUCAUGCUCCAUUCUUGUCUCCUCAGAAAAUGUAGACCUAUUAAUAUGAAAAUCUCAAUAAUAUAAAAGUUUGUUUAUAAGGAAAGGAUAUUUGACGCUCUACUUAAACAUAUUUAUUGGAAUAAUCGCUCUUUUCACUUUUCAAUUCUAUUAAUUAUUUAAAAAUCAUGCAUUAAGAAAUGGCCCAAAAUAGCCGUAAACGUAAGGUGAUCGCUUUACAUAGGACCAUGGCUGGAAAACGUGACAGCUUGCAGGCUGCAUCUUCCUUUUCUUCCAAAUCCCAAUUAAAUGUUGAUGCUGAUACAGUUUAUGUGUGCUGGGCGGAGGAUUUUCAGCUUUUCCACGCGGUUAGAGAGCGCGCAGCUCUGCUGCUGGGCGGCGUUUGCUGGUGCGUCCCGUGGUCUGGGCAGCCCGGCAGAGAAAGGCUGGCUUGUGACUAACACAUGGCACUUGAGUGCCUUCUUUAACGCUAAGAUAUGUACGUGCCCUUGAGUCUGCUGGGUGCGCAUUUGUUGCUCUUAAACGUAACUAUAUUGCAGUAUACGAGCUGUCCGUAUUAAUAUAAGGAGGGCCAAUGAAGCGGCGCAAGAAGAUGCCUCAACUCUGGAAAGCAUUCAGUUUCCUUCUUGUUAUGUGCAACGGAGUCGUAGCGCAAACGGCAAAUCGGGUCAUCUUUUCCCUGGGAACCUUCCAGAAUGUAACUGUACCUGGAAACGCCACGGUGGAGGUGCAGGUCUCCGGCAUCCCAGUGGAGGUCUCCUACAUCACGUUCCAGUUCCACACCUGGCGCCACAACAUAACUCUGUCCUACACGGAGGUUCCAGCACUGGGCUCGUCUCACACAGCCACUGAUGCCGGACUGCUGUCACUCAUGCUGAGGUCACAGACCUCGCUGACCUGGUAUCUGCUGCCUUCUGACAGUGCGCCGCUUACCGCCGUGGGCGUGGUCCUGCCUUACCGCGGCGGCGACCCAGUACCAGGUGGCUGUAACCUGGAGAAUGGCGUGAACUUUGACCCCAGCAUCCACCUGCGAUACACUGUGUUUGAGACCACCAUCACUGUGGCCGCUGCCAACGUUGGGUACGCCAGGGGGGCCUCACCUCCUUCGUGCAAUGCCACCGGGGGCCCCCAAACUCGCCUGGAGUAUGAUGUCUACCAGUACUUGCUGCGGGCGGGCGACCUGUCGGAGGAGAGCCUCCUCAUCCAUAUCCAGAAGGUGGCCGACGCAGGGGGUGUGACAUCCCAUGGGACCAAGGUGAAGACGUGGGUCUCUGGCGAUGAACUGACCGCAUCGUUUGGCUCCGCCCCUGGACAGGGUGUCAUAUACUCGGUCGUGGUCAGGGACCCCAUGUUGAACACUUCCGCCCUCUAUGUGCCAGUCCACAGCUACGCCUGCAGCUUUUCCUCUGCCCUGGAUGGCUGCAUGACUCUGGGAAAGAUUUCUACCAAGGUGUUUUUUACUGUUGUUGGUUUAGCUGGCCUUUGCGUUUGCUUCUUUGGACACAGAUUCUUCAAAUGCGAGCUCUUCUGGAUGGGACUCUGCUUUGCUGCCUCCAUCUUCUAUGUCAUCAUCACGAAGACCACGACCCUCGACUAUGACCUCCGGUUAGCCCUGACCUCUCUCAUGGGACUGGUGGGAGGCGUCCUGCUGGUGAUGAGUUGGUGGCGUCUCGGCUCCAUCCUGUGCUGCGUGGGGGUGGUGGGACUCCUCCUCGGGUUCCUGCUGGCAGCCUCCGUCUUCUUCACGCCUGUCGGCAGCCUCUCCGUUUUCCAGUCGGAUGCUGCAUUCCGGCUCACCUUUGGCACUAUCCUUCUGGCUGCUCCUCUUGUCUUCCUCCGAUGGCCUAGAGAGGGCAGCAUCGUCUGCUGCGGCGUUGUUGGCUCCUACUCCGUGCUUCUGGCGGUGAGCACCUACAUCUCCACCAGCCUGUCCUACCUCACCCUGGACGUCCUCAAGCGUCUCGUGGAUGGCAGCUUCAGCCGGACCUCCGCCGCCGUGGCCUUCCGGAGCAUCGAUUACAUCCUGCUGACAGUGUGGGUGAUCCUGGCGGUAGGCGGCACCGCCCUGCAGCUGCAUCGCGAGCGGGAGCGCCCCUUCUUCCCACCCAGCCCCUACCUCAUGUGGCGGCAGGAACGCGAGCGGCGGAAGACCAAUGUGCUGGACCCCAGUCACCACAUGCCCCCGCUGCCUUCCCGGCUCCAGGGCCGCCUGCUGGGCCUGAUUCGCCGCAAGGAGCCUGCAGAAGAGAGGACGCCCCUGCUGUUGUAAGCCCUGUCCCUCCUCAUGUGGGCCCCGCCCUUCCUGGUGUGAGUCCCGCCCCCGCUAACAAGCUAGCGCCGUAGCCCUGGGACCUCACUCAAGGUUCCGUGGGGGACUGGAUGUCUGGGAUACCUGCGGAAGCAUGCACGUCACCCAGGCGGUCAACCAUGCUGGAGCGGCCUGUGACCUGGCCAGGGACAAUUCUCGCCUUUCACGUACCAGCCAGUCACAUCAAGACAUCUGUCGUGUUCUCUCUCCACCGACCAAUCGGCAUGCCGUCAGUUCAGCCUCCUGGCCAAUCACACAUGGGCAUGUGUGGCACAUUCUGCGGCGCAUGUAUAAUGCGGUUCAUACCGCGUAAAUGUGCAUAAAGCCUGUGAUCUGACUGCAUUUUUAAGCUGGUGCGGUGCCUCAUCCGAGAGGGAAGUGCGUUUUGCAGGGAGUGGCGAAAUAUGGCAAAAUAUUUUGCCCAAAAAUGACCCUUUCUUCACACCAUCCUAGGACGUGUUUCUUUUUAUAGAACUACAACCACUAUUAUAUAAUACACUUGUUUUUUGACUUGGGAUAAAUUGCCAAGAAUGGGCUGUUGUAAUCUUCCAGUUUUUAACACACCGAUAAAUGCCUUUUUUGUUGUUUAUACUUUGCUGAUUCAUUGUGAAGGGCCUCUUAAUAUUCUAUGGACGCUGGAUGUGUGUGACCAUGUGACCACACCCAGUGGGAGGAGUCACCACUUCUAGCGGGAAAUGGUGCUCAGUUCACUUUUAUUGCAUCCGUUGUCUUUAUUUUAAUGACAUGGUUCGGCCCACCAGCGUUGUUUUCAAGUUGUUUCAUUAAUAAAGUUUGUGUUUUUACUGGCA